AUGGUUACGAAAAAGUAUUUUAUAACUGUUGCUACUGUUGUGUUAGGAGGCAGUGCGCAAUUUUACAGUUAUGGAGUGGUCAACCCUGCACAAGUAAUUAUUACUGAUUGGAUAAAUCAAACGUAUAUCGAAAGGUACAAAACUCCUUUGUCGUUGACAGUGUCAAAUGUAAUCUGGUCGUUUGUUGUUUCGAGUAUCGCGAUUGGUGCGAUUUUAGGAGCAUCCUUCACAAGAAUUAUUGGUGAAAAAUACGGGAGGCGAAAUGGUCUAAUUUUCAAUGGAAUCUUAAACGUCUUUGCCGCGUUGUUUGAGCUUGUUGCUAAAAAAUUCAGUUCGCCGGAAAUAUUGAUAUUUGGUCGAUUCAUUUAUGGAAUUAACAUGGGCUUAUCAAGUGGACUCGUUCCAAUGUACCUUAUGGAAAUUACACCGUACAAGUUUCGCGGACCAGCGGGUACCCUUCACCAGGUCGCCGUUGCCUUUUCCGACUGGUUUUCACUUUUGAUUGGGUUACCAGAAGUGCUCGGAGACGCCAACAACUGGCCUCUUGCAUUUGCACUCCCAGGACUGCCUGCACUUGCACUAGUCUGUAUUCUUCCUUUUUGUCCGGAAUCUCCUAAAUAUACACUUGGGACAAAACAUGACAGAGAAAAAGCGUUAAGAGAUGUAGAAAAACUGAUUGGUAAAGAUCAUGCUCCACACAUGUUUGAGUCUAUCGUGCGAGAAGUGGCUUUGGAUGAAGGAGAUGGGACUUUCAAAGAAUUGUUCACACGCCGCGAUCUUCGAGUACCACUUGCUGUAUCUAUCAUAGUCAUGAUUGCUCAACAAUUCACUGGAUGUACUGCUGUUUUUGCAUAUUCCACAGACAUGUUUUUAAAUGCUGGUCUGAGCCCAUUGCUGGCCAGAUUCAGUACCUUGGCCAUAGGAAUCGUUUAUUUUUUAUUCGCAUGCACAUCGCCAUUCCUUAUUCACAAAGUUGGUAGAAGAUCGCUGUCUCUUUUCCAAUUGGCUAGCUGUAUGGUUGCUCUGAUGAUGCUUUCUUUAUUCACAUUCCUUCAAACUUAUGAAAAUAUUGAAUGGGCACGGUACGGAACCAUUUUCUCAUUGGUAUUUUACAUGUGUGUGUAUGGUGUAGGAUCGCCAAUUCCAUGGAUUAUCGCCAGUGAAUUGUUCACACAACAGUUCCGUGCAACUGCUGUGACAGUAUCUGUUUUCGUUGCUUGGACGUUUGCUUUCCUGGUUAGCACUUCUUAUCUUCCAUUCCAACAGCUUGUCGGAGUCACUCUCAGCUACUUCCCGUUCAUCAUAGGACUUGCAGUUUUUGGAAUCUUCAUCUACGUUCUUUUACCAGAAACUCGAGAUCGACCAAUGGUAGAAAUCGUAACCGAGGUUCAUCACCGAACUGCUUCACUAUCUGCUGGACGUCCGUGGGACGCAAGUCGUCCACCGAGUCGACAAGAAGUACAACGCCUUUUAGAUACUAUGGAUCCUCGAAGUUAUAGCUCUUAUGACAACGAUGCAGCCAACGAAGAGUAA
This is a messenger RNA of Caenorhabditis briggsae, 1533 nucleotides long. Gene Ontology annotation, biological process: monosaccharide transmembrane transport. NCBI's taxonomy places the organism in Eukaryota, Metazoa, Nematoda, Chromadorea, Rhabditida, Rhabditidae. Gene Ontology annotation, molecular function: hexose transmembrane transporter activity. The transcript has 12 exons. Gene Ontology annotation, cellular component: membrane. The coding region runs from base 1 to 1533 and encodes 510 amino acids. The record is from RefSeq and is a predicted model, not a curated record.